This is a messenger RNA of Onychomys torridus (southern grasshopper mouse), 4628 nucleotides long. RefSeq names its product EF-hand calcium binding domain 5 (gene Efcab5). NCBI's taxonomy places the organism in Eukaryota, Metazoa, Chordata, Mammalia, Rodentia, Cricetidae. The record is from RefSeq and is a predicted model, not a curated record. Bases 44 to 4147 code for a protein of 1367 amino acids. The transcript has 18 exons. Gene Ontology annotation, molecular function: calcium ion binding.
GAAGAAAAAUUUUCAUGAGAUAGUAGAAGCAAGAGCUCAGGUCAUGCAGCAGAAUGUGUUAGAGAAGGAUAGCCUGAAGAAGGAACAAGAAAAGAAGACUGCAAAAAAUCUCCCUAGGGAUGACUUGGCCAAAAACUGGUUUAAUAUUGAAAGCAUGACACUAAGUCCCCGGGCAUACUUGCUGGACAAGCUUCUACCCACCUUGAUUCCGGGAGUAGAACAAAUGUUAAUGCAGGUAGAAAAGAAGAAACUCUUGAGCCGAGCUGACAUCCCAACCAAGUUUGAUCCAAUUAAUUAUUUGGGGGAAUAUUUAAUGAGAAAUAAUACUCACUAUAUCAAAGACCCAGGAAUGUCUGGUUACCAGAGGGUGAUGAAAGAAGUCACAGAAAAGCUGAAGAUACACGUGCCCGGUACAAUCAGCAACAGAGUAUCCAUCAUGAAGGAGAAAGUUAAGCAAAAGAGAGAACAAAGAGAAUAUAUCAGCACAGUCAAAGUCAAGGUGGCCACCAUGAGAAAGCAGGCUCUGGAGGAACAGUUCAGUGAAUGGAUUCUCAACCCCAGCGGGAUGAUUCCUAUAGUCGUGUACAUCUCUUCACACGUUGCAAACUUGAAAAGUGAAGUUUUUGAGAAACUCAUUAAACACCUUUGCCACUAUGCAGAAGGAUUCCGGGAGAUCAUAAAAACUGACAUGCGGAGACAGAUGUUUGCUGAACUCUUCCUGCACUGUGACAGUGGAAAGGUGAAGGCCUUGGAUCGGCAGAGGACACUGGCCUUGCUGGAAACAUUCUAUGAUCAAAGCUCACAAGCUACAAGGAGUUUACUCCGAAACCCAAGACAAUGGCCAUUAAUUGAAUUUGAGGAGAUAGAGUUGCCUGAGUUCUGGGGAGAUAUGGAUAUUAAGAAGCAUAUUUAUGAAGACUUUGAUGAGGUGCUCUUAAAGAUGAAUGAGUUAAUGGCUGAAAAACUUGCUAGCAAACUCCAAGAAAACGAAGAUGAAAAUCUCCCACAACAGCAGAGAGAGACAAGUCCAGACCAAGAACCAUCCCCAGAACCAUCCCCAGAGCCAGGAACUUCAGAACAAAGAGCCAGCAAAGAACAGAGACCCCACAAAAAGUCUCUUACAGGACAAGGACAGGGCAAAGGGUCGCGCAAAUCAUCCAAUUCAGGACAAGGAUCUCGCAAAACGUCAGUAGCAGAGCCAAGAUCACGCAGAGGAGGGUCAGUUGCAGAGCAAGGGUCCCGCAGAAGCUCCGCAGACGAACAGGAGCCACAGACAGGGCAAGACCAAAACAGUGAUUCCGUGUCAGAACAAGAACCACACAGAUGGUCAGUCAUAGAGGAAGAAGGAUCACAGAGAGGAUCAAUUUCAGAACUGGCGCAACGCAGAGCAUCAAUGGCAGAACAGCGCAAAAGGUCAUCUGUAGAUACUGGGUCUCGUAGGAGUUCAGAAGCUGGGUCGCGCAAAGGAUCACUGAUAGACCAAGGACAGCACAAAGGAACUGGAGGUGAGCGCAAAGGCUCAGCGGGACUUAGAACGUCGACUUCAGAGUAUGAAACUCUUAAAGAGUCCAUAAUAGAAGAGCCACAGUAUGAGUCAGAACAAGGACCACCAACAGACACCAUGCCAGAAGAAGAGGACGCAGACUCAACCUCACAAUUAGAAGAAAGCGGCACCUUAAAAGAAAGUGAAUCCUCGAAAUUCGAUAAAAUGGAAUCUCAAGAAGAAAAGCCUUUGCCGACCAUAAAAGAAGAGCAAGCUGCCAUGGAUUCCCAACAGCAUGAGGAAGUUCCCGCAAACAUCAAAAAGCCAGGGAGCAGCAAAAAAGAUCACCUUCCAGUAGGAGCUUCAAAAAAGGACUUAGAGAAAGACAAAGCCUGCGAACCGAAGCCCCAACACAUAGAAGGAAAAUCCUGGUCAGGUGAAUUUUUGGGCUGUGACUGGAAGACACAAUCUGAAGAUGAAGAGCAGGCAAAAUUAAUCUACGGUGACUCCAGAUUCACAGACCUCCAUGCGAUUGUUAGGAACAUUCAGAGUUACAAGGAAAUAAAAGGGAGGAGUGCCUUCGAUGGAGUUUCCCUCAACUUGCUGCAGUUUGUGCAACUCCUAGAGACAUUUGUCGGUGAAGACACCCCCUUAAGUGUCAGCCAGAGUCUCGCCUCCUUUUUUCAGAAGAAGUAUUUUGAAACAAAACAAGAGAAGAUGAAAGCCUUAGAACAGGCUAGACAAAAUGCUUUCCAAGUCCGACGGGUACUUCUUCUAGAAGCCCUCUUCCAGAAAUGGGACAAUGACAGCUCAGGCUUUCUGAGUCUGAAUGAAGUGGAUGAUCUCCUGUAUACAUACAAGGAGGGAAUGGAAAGAGAGUCUAUGAAGAAAGCUAAACUGCACAUCCAAUUUCCAAAGCUACAUCCUGGUCAUGAAAUAAAGUUGUCUUCAGAGCAGUUUCAGAAGUACAUAGAAUUGGUUGUGUCUGAACUCAGGGGCAAUGAGGACCAAGUUCUGGACAGUGUCGUGGAGUUUCUGAUGAGUUCUUUAGAGAGGAGCCACACUGAGGGUCUUAGGAACUGUGCAAGACGGAAGUGGCUCCAUCAGAUCCAACACGCGGCAGAGACAAGUGGGGUGUCCCUGGAGCCUGUGUAUGCCGAGACCUUCAGGGCCCUCACCCAGGAUGCUGAAGCUCAUGGAAAUAAGAAGAUCAGUGCUCACAUUUCCCUCUUAGAAGAAAACCUCCUCCUGCCAGAGAGAGGGGAUGUUCUCUUGAGGAAUGUGGCUUGUACGCUGGAUGAUGCUCCCUUUGUACUGAACAAAGUGCUCUACAGGGACAUGAAAGGAAUCAGUUUUACAGUAGUGGAUGAAGGCAAGCCAAUCCAUGUCCCACAAGUUCAGCACCAUGGGAACAUCUUCUUCUGGAAUAGUUCCCGCAGAAAGAGUGAGCGUCAUGGGUCAUUCCUGGCUCUGCCUCUUCAGGAUGCAUAUAUGAGGAUCUUUGGGGUCCUGGCAAUUGACACUCUUCGAGAUCCCCAUGAAAUAAACAUCUUCCUACAUCAUGAGAUCAAAUUCUAUCAAGGUGUUGCCAAGGUCUUCAGCACUGCCUAUCACCACGUUCACAGCAGGGAACACAUCCUGCACACUGUGAUCACUGGCAUCAGGUGGCUCUUCAGUAUCACAUCCGGCAUCGCCUCCAUCACUACGUACUUUAUUGAACCUAGCUCAGAACAGGAAGACUAUGUUUUACGCAAAAUGAUGGUUACAGAGUAUCUCGGUCUAACAGAAAUCUACACAGAACCCCCAACCAUUUCAAGGAAGUCGAGCAUCUUCAGAGAUUUUCUCUUCAAGUGCACAGACACUUCAGAAGUUAUUUUGGCUUCUACCAGUGGAGAAACCCACAUUGUAAUUCCACUUCGCCAAAGAACAAGAGAGGCAAUGGGAGUGCUCGAUGUUAACAUUGGCCAAGCUAGGAUGUUGAUAUAUCAAGAAUAUAAAGAUCUGCAGAAAAUGACGAAGAUGAUCCAAAAUGUCUGCAAUGAAAUACUGGGAGAAUUCUCUGGAGAAAUCAAUAAAAACGAGGUCAUAGAGAUGGAAAAAGCAGGAGAAGUCACCCGGGCAGGAAUUCUCUUCUUCCGGGUCAUGCUGCAGGAGCUUCGGGAAUGCCUCCAGCUCCUCACUUCCAUGGACUUCGUGGCUCUGCUGCUCUAUGAGCACAGACCUCGAGAGGACGUGACACUUUCUCCAGACGUCAGUUCCCAGGAUACAGACGCCAACGUGGCCCUUGUGCACGACAUCCUGAAAGGGUCUAUCUUGUUCUCUCAGCAAGUGAUAGAAACUUCCAGUGAUUUGAAAGAGUGGGAAAAGUGGAAGUUUUACAUUAACAAGUACUUAGUUGAGGAUCUUUGUGUGUUUGAUCCAACUGCUAUCAAUCUGAACAUUAAUGUACAGCUUGUCAUGGACUACGUCCAAGAUCAUUCUCGAACUGAAGUAUGGAAAUUUGGCAAUCUUGUUAUUGAAAUCCUGUACCAUUGGUUACACAUUAAUUUGACUUUAAUGGAGCUAAACCAACAAAAUAGGUCUAUUUUACCUCCAUUGCCCAAGAAGAGUGAUACCUCUGUUCAUACAACAGUCACGGAGAAAUCAUUGCCAGAGGAAAGCUAAGAACUGGUACUAUAUUGAGGAUGUGUUGAUUGUGUCCAAUGCUGUUAAUAAUGAAAUAUUUCCAACUGAAAAGGGAUGCCCCAUCAACUCAUUCUCCUCCCAGACAUUCACCUCAGCACGCUCUAAAACGGAAAGUGCUACCUAAAGAGACAUUUAAUCUAAAGAGUAUGCAGUUAUGGUGAUCAUAACCAAACAUACCUGAAUAUGUAAUGGGACAUAUUUGAAAACUCCCUUGUAGUUUGAGCUUUCUAUAGGACCUGAGAUGACUGUGCCUGUUUGGGAAGUUGCUUCUCAUUCUUUUCAGUGGGAAAAUAAAGGAUGCUGGAGGGCCUGGGUGGAGAAAUGGCGGCCUUUAUGGCAAAAGAGUACCAAACAAUAAAGAUUUUAAGAAGUAGAUGUGGAACUGUUUUUAGAAUUUUUCAAAAACUAUCUAAACACUCCUUCUCCAUCCCUUCUUCGUUUCUCCUUUCCUUAACAGUCU